AUUACCACACGGUCCAAGCAAUGAAACCCCCAAUUUCCUGCUGACCAAACACACAAGCGAAGUAGUGGCUUAAAUAAAUCUACCAGCUAUGCUCACAGUAAUCAGUACUCAACACUCUCUUCUUCUUCUUCUUCUUCUUCUUCUUCGUUAUCAGCUUCUGAUUCUUCUUCUCUUCCCUCAUUAGGUUUUCUGCUCUCAGACUCAAGAAUUUUCUCUCUCGUUCUUUGUCUACUUUCCCAAGAAACAAACAGAGAAAGCCCCUUACAGUUUCUGACUUUGGGACCGUGAAUCUUUGGACAUUUUUGAGACUGACAAGAAGAUACAAAGAAAAUCAAAGACCUGUAAUCUCGUUGAAACCUUUGCUUUUGCUGAUUUGAGAUGGAGAGAUCUAGAUCUAAGAGGAACUACUACUACGAUCAUCAGGACUAUGAUAGCGAAACCACCAUGGGCAGGACCAAACCCAGGUACAACAAUCACCAGUACAACCCCAAUACCCAACGUCAUCGUGGCGGCAGCACCACCAUCAACAACAACCGCCCAUCCAAGCAGCAACAGGACCCGUCCUUGAUGGUAACUACCACCUACCGCAUUCUCUGUCACGAUAUAAAAGCCGGUGGUGUAAUCGGCAAGUCUGGCAGUAUAAUCAAGUCCAUUAGACAACACACUGGUGCGUGGAUCAACGUGCACGAGCUGAUCCCCGGAGAUGAGGAGCGAAUCAUCGAGAUAUCCGAUACUCGGCGGCGGGACCCGGAGGGUCGGAUACCGGCUUUCUCGCCGGCUCAGGAGGCGUUGUUCUUGAUACAUGAUAGGAUUCUUGAAAGUGAUGCUCAGUUUCCUAUGAACGGCGGCGGUUAUGGGAAUGAAGAGGAUGAUUAUGGGGGUAGAGGAAACAGAGUGGCUACAAGGUUGGUAGUGUCGAGAAUGCAUGUCGGUUGUUUGUUGGGUAAAGGAGGGAAGAUAAUUGAGCAAAUGAGGAUUGAGACAAAGACCCAGAUUAGGAUUUUGCCUAGAGAUCAUACCUUGCCCCGCUGCGUUUCCAUGUCUGAGGAGAUUGUUCAGGUUGUAGGUGAUGUGAAUGCAGUGAAAAAUGCUAUAGCAAUUAUUUCAUCUCGCUUGAGGGAGAGUCAGCAUCGUGAUCGAAGUCAGGGAAAUUUCCAUGGGAGACUACACUCACCAGAUCGAUUUUUCCCUGAUGAUGAUUAUAUUCCUCACAUGAAUAACACAGCACGUCGUUCAUCUGUCGAUGGGCCUUCAUUUGGAUCACGAGCAUCUGCUACAAAUUACAGAAGCAGUAACUAUUCCUCCCGACAAUCCGGUUAUACAGUUGAUGGUGGGGUUACCAUGAAUGACAGUGCACAGACCUUUUACGGUGAGGACCUUGUGUUUAGAAUGCUUUGCCCCACUGACAAGAUUAAUAAAGUUGUUGGAGAGACAGAUGGCAUUGUAGAUUUGCUUCAAAAUGAAAUCGGUGUAGAUGUAAAGGUUUCUGAUCCUGUAUCUGGGUCAGAUGAGCAAAUUAUUAUCAUUUCAUCUGAGGAGGGUCCUGAUGAUGAGCUAUUUCCAGCUCAAGAGGCGUUGUUGCAUAUUCAAACUCGUAUUGUUGAUCUUGUUCCAGAUAAAGACAAUAUAAUAAAAACUAAGUUACUUGUCUCUGCCAGUGAAAUUGAAUGUUUUGAGGGAAGAGAUGGAUCAUUAUCUGAGAUGGAGAGAUUAACUGGUGCAAAAAUACAGAUCCUGCCAAGGGAAAAACUUCCUGCUUGUGUAUCAGGGGCUGAUGAGCUGGUACAGAUUGAAGGGGAAAUAAAAGCAGCACGAGAUGCUCUUGUUGAAGUUACGUCAAGGCUUAGGAGUUACUUGUACAAGGAGUUCUUUCAGAAGGAUACACCACCGUCUUCUGCACUGAGAAUGGAGUCUGCUUCUCCAAAGAACUUAACCCCAGCUCGUGACGGUCAUAGUGGAGGUGAACCCCCUGCUGCAACCUAUCAGAAUGUGCAGUCUGCUGUAGCAGUGGCACAACAAUCAAAGGAUGCUGGAGGAUCUGGCACUGAAAAAGUGAAGCAGAAUGACAGUGAGCGCCGUGAAGAGGUUCCCACAGCAAUAAAUAGAAUCCCCAAACCACUUGUCACUAGGAGUACACUUGAAAUUGUCAUACCAGACCAUGCAGUUCCCAAGCUUGUAACAAAAUCAAAAAACAAGCUUUCUCAAAUAAGUGAGUUAUCUGGAGCCAAUGUAACUCUCCUAGAAGAUAGACCAGAAGUGACGGAAAAGAUCAUUCAAAUAUCAGGUACUCCAGAGCAAGCAGAGAGAGCUCAGAGCUUGCUUCAGGGCUUUAUAUUGAGUACACAAGAAGAUGGACCUUAAGCUAGUAUACGAAGCGGUUGAGCUGUCUAGAAAUGGAAAGAGCCUCUCAUAUUUAUUUGGAAUCUAAUUUCCUAAACGUACAACCCUGGAGAGUGAAUUGUCUCUUAAUUAGGCAUGGAAUGUUUUGCAUGUCUUGUCUGUUAUAAAUAUAAAUUUUCAAAACCAGUGUUCCAAUGUAAAUAAAACUCAGUGAGCUCUGCCUUUGUUUCAAUGCAAUGCUUCAAUAUUCCUGUAUCAA
Hevea brasiliensis (rubber tree) is the source of this 2599-nucleotide messenger RNA. Its product is annotated as RNA-binding KH domain-containing protein RCF3. Lineage: Eukaryota; Viridiplantae; Streptophyta; Magnoliopsida; Malpighiales; Euphorbiaceae. The transcript has 8 exons. The record is from RefSeq and is a predicted model, not a curated record. Gene Ontology annotation, molecular function: mRNA binding. Gene Ontology annotation, cellular component: nucleus; cytoplasm. Gene Ontology annotation, biological process: regulation of gene expression. The coding region runs from base 379 to 2361 and encodes 660 amino acids.